AUCCCUAGUUUAGGGACGGAGGGUACUUGGGGACUUGGGUAAACCCAUAGCGAUUCCAUCCGUUCUUCCUUCUCCCACAACCAUGCCUGCAAAUCCUUCCCUCCUUAUCCGCCACCCAAACCUCCUCCUCACACUCUCUCUCCGCUGCUUCUCUCUCUCCCCCGCCACUCGCCCAAGUCGCACGUUUACGCUUCUCAGAACUUGUUGCUCUUCUUCCUCUUCGUCUUCGUCUUCUACAGCCAACUCCAACGACAAUGCCCGGUCGGGCCGGUCCGGUUCGCUCUCUUCUAUUCCGGCCCACGACCUUGCGCAGAAAAUCGACGUCAAUCCGCCCAAAGGCACCCGAGACUUCCCUCCCGAGGACAUGCGCCUCCGUAACUGGCUUUUCGACAACUUCAGAGAGGUUUCUCAAAUGUUCGCAUUUGAAGAGGUUGAUUUCCCGGUAUUAGAGUCGGAGGCACUUUUUAUAAGGAAAGCUGGGGAAGAGAUCAGAGAUCAGCUUUACUGUUUUGAGGAUCGAGGAAAUCGUCGAGUUGCAUUACGGCCUGAACUUACUCCUUCUUUGGCGAGGCUUGUGAUACAGAAAGGAAAAUCUCUAUCCCUCCCCCUAAAAUGGUUUGCUGUUGGGCAGUGCUGGCGAUAUGAGAGGAUGACUCGGGGGCGGCGGCGCGAGCAUUACCAGUGGAAUAUGGAUAUCAUUGGUGUACCAGAUGUAAUGGCUGAAGCUGAGCUUAUUUCUUCUAUUGUCACCUUUUUCAAGCGGAUUGGAAUCACAGCAUCUGAUGUUGGGUUUAAGGUUUCAAGCCGGAAGGUUUUACAAGAAGUUUUGCGGUGCUAUUCCAUCCCAAACGAGUUGUUUGGCAAGGUUUGCAUCAUUAUAGACAAGAUAGAAAAGGUUCCAAUUGAUGAAAUCAAGAGAGAGUUGAGGUCUGCUGAGUUAUCAGAUGAGGCUAUUGAGGAGCUACUACAAGUACUCUCCAUCAAGUCCUUAACAAAGUUGGAAGAGAAACUUGGAGCAGCAGGGGAAGCAGUUGCUGAACUGAAACUACUAUUUUCACUUGCUGAAAAGUUAGGAUAUUCUGAGUGGAUUCAGUUUGAUGCAUCUGUUGUCCGUGGUCUAGCGUACUACACUGGAAUAGUAUUUGAGGGAUUCGAUAGGGAAGGGAAGCUGCGUGCCAUUUGUGGUGGUGGGCGGUAUGACCGAUUACUUUCAACUUUUGGAGGUGAAGACAUUCCUGCCUGUGGCUUUGGAUUUGGUGAUGCUGUAGUAUUAGAACUGCUAAAGGAGAAAGGACUUGUACCAGAAGUAGGUCAGCAGGUAGAGAAUAUUGUGUGCGCUCUGGAUCCUGAUCUUCAAGGUGCAGCAGCUGGUGUUGCUACGAUUCUCAGGGGAAAAGGCCAAAGUGUUGAUUUGGUGUUGGAGAACAAACCACUUAAAUGGGUGUUCAAACGGGCAUCACGAAUAAAUUCACAUAGGCUGAUAUUGGUGGGAAGUUCUGAGUGGGAAAAAGGCGAGGUUAGUGUAAAGAACCUUUCAUCUGGUGAACAAUAUCAAAUCAAAGUUGACAAGCUAGAGUGAAAGAUCAUUUUUGGUUCCUUUGAAGCUGUUGAUUUGUUGGACUAUGUGAAUCUCUACAUUAUAUAUGUUGCUUAUCUUACUUACCACAGCCUACAUGGGGGUAAAUUUUGUACUGUAAAAUCUGAUUUGAGGCAAGCUAUCUUAUAAUUUUUCACUCGCAUUUUAGUGCAAUCAAGGUUCUUAACAUACAACAAAACUAUGGCUAGCCUAGUUGGCCACCCUUGCACACUCUUUACUGAGUGGUCAAGGGGUCAAAUCUUGUUGAAGGCAAGAAUUGAUGAUUAGUGCUCCUAUAUAGGAUUGUACUUUAUUGAUUUAUUUCUUUCAUGUAUGGGGCUAUUGCUUGAAUUGUUAUGUACUAGGCUCGAUUUAGUCGUUGCGAAUCUUACAUAAUUGAUGUAAUGUCCUGUUAUUGUAAUUCUUUAAAAAUGAAGUUUCUUAACGUACACUUUUA
Molecule: messenger RNA, 2033 nt
Organism: Rhododendron vialii
Lineage: Eukaryota; Viridiplantae; Streptophyta; Magnoliopsida; Ericales; Ericaceae
Product: histidine--tRNA ligase, chloroplastic/mitochondrial
Exons: 11
Coding region: 83-1579 (498 amino acids)
Biological process (GO): histidyl-tRNA aminoacylation
Cellular component (GO): cytoplasm
Molecular function (GO): ATP binding; histidine-tRNA ligase activity
Source: RefSeq, a predicted model, not a curated record